AUGUUCAAGGCUCGCCCACAGUCACCCUCGCCCUCCUUCUCAACGACAAAGUCCUCCGCUGCGUCCUCCUACUUUCCCUUCCUCGGCGACUCGGACAGCGACAAGGAUAGCAACUACAGUGCUGUCCCGCCACUCGACUCGCCGCCCCCCAAGAAGGGCCAGUACUGCUACUAUACCAAGAAGAAGGAUGAAGUGGACAAGGCGCACGAAGACGAGGGGAUCCGGAUGAUCAUGUUGAUCCUGCAUCAAUGGUUGACCCAUCCGCCCGUCCGCCCCACCCACGAGCACCACCGCUCCUUCUCUUUCGACAUCGAGCCGGAACAGAUCUACGUCAACUCCGUCCUCACCGCCCUCCCCCUCACAACGUACACUCCGCACGUCGGCUCCCCGCCGAUGCGUGAGAGUCUCACUUCGACCAAGGCAUGGCGCGACCUCGCCGAGUUGGCCUACGCCGAGUUGGCGGAGUCCAAGCCGUCGCUCAUCAACGGACCGGUCAAGGACAUUGCCAGGCACAUUCUCACCGCAAUUCACGGCAAGGCGGCGCCGAGGUUUGCGGAUGAUUUGUGGAUGGCUAGGGGCGGGCGGUACAUCGAUUCCAGGUUGAUGUACUCAGAGGUGGGGGCGCCAAAGUCGAAUAGGAAGUUUAACGUGGUAGUCUCUGGCGGCGGGCCCGUGGGUCUCACAACGGCCAUGCUUCUCGCCCACUGCACCGCCGCUUCUACUACCUCGGCUGCCCUCCCAACUGUCCGUAUCAAGCUUUACGACCAGCGCUGGAUCAUCCCGGAACCCAAAAACCGCCGCUCCCUCCGCUGGCGAGACGAGACCGACUUCAGAGUCAACACGCGCCGAAGGCAGGUCAUCACUCUCCAAGACUAUGUCGUCGGUCUGCUGGACGAGGGUUUCAAGUCGGCGGUCGGGAUGGGAUGGUCAGAUGUUGUCUGGCCAGCGGACAAGGUCGAGAUCGGGAUAGACACCAGGAAGGGAGCGGAACGGGUGUAUGUGAACAGUAGGCAGGCGCCGAUCAGGGAUGUGGAGGAUAGGCUGUUGAGGGAGAUCAGGGACAAUCCUUUGCUCUCCAGCAUGAUUGAGCUGGUUCCCGAGAGGAUGAAUGACGAGAUCUUUGCCAGCCUCCGCGGGACUACCGACCUUUUUAUUGGUGCAGACGGCGCCAGCGGCAAGGCAUUCACGGUGAACUACAAGGACAAUGGAAAGAUGGUGUUCGAGCGGGAGAUCCUGGAGGCGGAGCAGACGGAUCGAGCUCUAGGGAUACCCAUUCAAGCCAUCCCGACAGCCACUCAAGCUGAAGUCGUCUUCCUCACGCUCAGUCAGACCAUCUAUCUCCUCAACUCGACCUCGAAUGGGCUCGGCUUCCUCAAUAUCCGUCUCUCGACCGAUCUCUACGACGCCCUCGCAGCCGUUCCGCCCUCUGAGCGCACUUUCGGCUCGCUGCUCGAGGCGACAGACCCGCUUCUCCUCCGCGUCGUUGCGCUCAUCGAUGCAGGGUUUAGGCUGUAUGGGAUGGACAUCAGCACGGUACUCGACCAGCGCAUCGAUGUCUUCAGACUUUCCUUGGCAUCCGCGCCUAAGACGGUCAACUGGCCUGGCAGAGGCGCUAAUUCGGGUCUGCUCAGUGCCUGGGCGCUGGCAGCGAACGUCCUGCGUUCCUUCGAGAUUCCCAACUUCCGGGGACUGGUUGAUGCACACAUGGCGCCGUUCGAGGGAUUCAUGCGGUCUUUGAAGGUGCGAGAGCAUGACGGGCGAGGGCGCUUCAUUCAGAUGAUCGACAUCGAGCGAAUCUACGAUCAAGCCUUCCCUGCCUCGGUCAUCCCCAUCCCCACCCUCGCAGCUACCAGAGACCGACUCAUCACCCGCGCCCUGCUCUGGCGAGACCGGCUCGGUACCCGACCCGAAUUCACCCGCAUCCACCCCUCACCUAUCUCGGACGAGGUCCUCAUUGCUGCCAUCACCAGAGUGUGCGGAACCGCCAUGAACUACGUCACUCACAAGUCACCUAUGGCAGUGAUGGAUGCAGCGAUCUUGACGCUCUUGGACGGAAGUCAGCAGUGGCCGACGAGCGACAUGAACCCCCUAGGCUAUGAUCUCAGCCCAAAGGGAUUCAUCCAGCCCAGCUACGAAGAGGUCUCGCUCAGCAUAGGCAAUAACUCUCCCUCAUCCUCGUUACUCUCCCUUCCGACCGUAUCGGAUCGCAAGAGUCGCCGCCUCUCCUGGGGCAGCAGCACCAAGCCCCCCGUCGUCUCGCCACCCGAGCCGGAAUACGCCAUCGACACUCAUCCCGCCUGGCUGGCCAUCGCGCUACUUGGCGAGAAACCGGAUGUCAAGGCAUGGGGAGAGGUGAGCAAGACGGCGGAGAAGGCGUACAAGAAGGCUAUGCGUGCUGGAUAUGAGACCAAGUUCCAGAAACUCCACGACAAGGCUUUGCAAUAA
Molecule: messenger RNA, 2445 nt
Organism: Dioszegia hungarica
Lineage: Eukaryota; Fungi; Basidiomycota; Tremellomycetes; Tremellales; Bulleribasidiaceae
Exons: 9
Coding region: 1-2445 (814 amino acids)
Source: RefSeq, a predicted model, not a curated record